CCCCUUGCGCCCCGCCCCGAAUCCUUGUCACGUGAUGCUCCCUCGCCCUGCGCGCGCGGGACGUACGUGCUUUCCCUACGUCACCGCGCCUCUUCCCAUCUUUCUUCGCAGGCGGAAGGAAGUCCCUGGUGCCUAGUGACUGUGCAAAGAUGAAUACCAGAGGGCUUGGAUCUCAGCUGAAGGAUACUAUUCCCAUUGCUGAUUUUUCAGCAGGAGAAGCAUUUGAAAGCCAUGGUGUGAUACAUAGAGGCUUUGCAAAUGUGAAGAAUGAACUUUUUCCUGCUCAUCCUUUGGAGUUAUCAGAGAAAAAUUUUACAUUAAGUCAAGAAAAGAUGAAUCUUUCUACUCUGAGAAAUAUUCAAGGACUACAUGCACCACUUAAGUUGCAAAUGGAAUUCAAAGCAGUGAAACAGGCCCAGCGUCUCCCUUUCCUUCAUAGCUCUAACCUGUCACUGGAUAUUUUGAAAGGCAACUAUGACUGCAUUGGUUUUGAGGAUAUUCUGAAUGAUCCGGAACAAAAUGAAAUAAUGGGAGAGCCUCAUCUGAUGGCUGAACGCAAACUUGGUUUAUUAUAACGUACAGUCCAGCAUUAUGUACACAAAAUUAUUAUGUUAACUAUAGCUGUUUCCCUUCAGAAUGAAGUAAACCAUAUUAAGUGGUAGUUAUGCUUGUUUGAUAAAACCGUUUAUCACCUGCCUGGAUGAAAAUGGCAUAUUAAAUGCUUGAAAUAUAUGACAUUUGUUCUGUGUUUACUGUCAAUAUAAAUGUCUUGUAAUUGGGUAUUUUAAAAUAUAUCAGGAAAUACCAUUUCUAUAUUCAGGGCUAUAGUGUUUCAUGUCUGCAUUUGUAGAGGUCUACACAUUAAAAUGUCUAUAGCACAAGAAAUUUUAAAUGGUUGUAAGAUAUUUGCUGUUGAAUCUUUCUUUGUUCUGGAUGAUUUCUCAUGGCAUCUUAUAAAACAACUAAUAAAUUUUUCUACAACUGC
Messenger RNA from Anolis carolinensis (green anole), 985 nucleotides. It is a transcript of the gene pomp, whose product is annotated as proteasome maturation protein. Lineage: Eukaryota; Metazoa; Chordata; Lepidosauria; Squamata; Anolidae. The transcript has 6 exons. The record is from RefSeq and is a predicted model, not a curated record. The coding region runs from base 150 to 575 and encodes 141 amino acids. Gene Ontology annotation, cellular component: nucleus; cytoplasm. Gene Ontology annotation, biological process: proteasome assembly.